This is a messenger RNA of Capsicum annuum, 636 nucleotides long. RefSeq names its product leucine-rich repeat extensin-like protein 5. Lineage: Eukaryota; Viridiplantae; Streptophyta; Magnoliopsida; Solanales; Solanaceae. The record is from RefSeq and is a predicted model, not a curated record. The coding region runs from base 1 to 636 and encodes 211 amino acids. The transcript has a single exon.
AUGGAUCUUGACAUGAUUCGUCCUCGGAGAUGCAAGCCUUGUCCUCCACCACCACCACCACCAGCACUGCCUCCAGCACCUCCAUCACAUAAAAAAGAGGAACCACCACCACCGCCGCCAUCAUCACCACAUGGUGAACACGUUAUGGAAGCAUGUCAACAUGAAUGCUGUAAUAUUCGCGGAUAUCCAUUCCCAUCACCACUGCCACCAUCAAUGUGGCCAUGUCAUCCGCCACCACAAAGAUACUGGAAUGAUGACGUGGACCGGUUCUCAAGAAUGCAUAGGAUGAAUUUUCGAGAUCCUAUGGUUGACUAUCAUGAGGAUCAUAGUCGGCAUCGUUGCAUAGCAUUGCAGCCUCCUUCAGUGAGAUACCAUCGUCGUAGACCACCACCAAUGCUAACGGGACACCACCAUGGACAACCAUCACCACCACUGCUGGGGCACCACCAUGAACAACCACCACUACUAGGGCAUCAUGGACAACCACCCCUGCUGAUGGGGCACCGCCGUGAACAACCACCUCUUCUGUUGGGGCACCACCAUGAACCACCACCAUCCUAUUUUCCUCCGCCGUGUGAUUAUGGCUACCAACAUGGCUACUAUCAUGAGAUUCCAAAUGGUUGCAGAACUAUGUGA